Molecule: messenger RNA, 1806 nt
Organism: Tachysurus vachellii
Lineage: Eukaryota; Metazoa; Chordata; Actinopteri; Siluriformes; Bagridae
Product: phosphopantothenoylcysteine decarboxylase-like
Exons: 5
Coding region: 163-816 (217 amino acids)
Biological process (GO): coenzyme A biosynthetic process
Cellular component (GO): phosphopantothenoylcysteine decarboxylase complex
Molecular function (GO): phosphopantothenoylcysteine decarboxylase activity; FMN binding
Source: RefSeq, a predicted model, not a curated record
ACUCGUACCUCAUAUAACGGCGCUGUUGACGGAAGUGAAACGAACAGCAAUAGAAUUUGCAAAACAUGUGUUUACAUUAUGCUAGUUUGAGCUUUAUUAACGUUGCCUGUUAUACAAGUAGAAACAUGUAAUAUAUUUUUGUUUACAAAGCGUUAACGUGCAAUGUCUCGUACAAUGCAGCCGACUUGUGAUUCUCACGUUAGCUCGAUGCUAAACUUGAGCUCUACUGGUUCCACUUUCCGUGUUGUUGUGGGUGUAACUGGUAGUGUUGCAGCAAUGAAGUUACCUUUGUUGGUGUCACAACUUCUCGAAAUACCCGGGAUUGAUGUACGGGUGGUCACCACAGACCAUGCUACCCAUUUUUACAAUGUUGCUGAGGUUCCUGUCCAUGUCUACACAGACAAAGAUGAGUGGGAGAUAUUUAAAACACGCUCAGACCCUGUGCUACACAUAGAACUGAGACGGUGGGCCAACCUGCUGGUCAUUGCUCCACUGGAUGCAAACACACUCGGCAAGAUAGCCAGUGGUAUUUGCGACAACCUUCUGACAUGCAUCGUAAGAGCGUGGGACACGAGUCGCCCUCUACUCUUUUGUCCUGCCAUGAACACGGCUAUGUGGCAGCAUCCGAUCACUGCCCAGCAAGUGGCCACACUUCAGGGCUUUGGCUACGUGGAGAUCCCCUGCAUUUAUAAGAAGCUGGUUUGUGGAGAUGAAGGCAAAGGUGCAAUGGCAGAGGUGUCAACUAUUGUGGAUGCCAUCCGAAAGUAUCUUCCAAGACCAGCUGAGAAAAUCACAGCACAUGUUGAUAAACACUGAAAGUGCAAUAUAUAUCCUACUGUGAAUGUAUAAUAUUGUAUAUAGUUUUAUAGAAUAAAUAGUUUUCUUUAAUGUGUGAUUUUUAAGUUCUUAUAUUUUGGGUAUUUUAAAAAGACAAAUUUUAAUUUAAAAAAAUUAAAAAACAAACAAAAAAUGUGCAAUAAAGUCAUUUACAAAUGUAACUUUUUUUUUUAAUGAAAUUUGAAAUAUACCUUUAAACAUUUAUUUAAAUUAUAAGUGAACUCAGUGAUGAAAGUUUAGUGCAUGUUUUUUGAUCUACCUUUAUUGUACAUCCUACAGACUGCGGUGCAGACAGAUACAUUUUGGGCGCUGCAGCAUAGUAAAUAUAUGAUAAAUAGUAGUUUUUCUGUGUGACAAAUACAAUGCGUGAUACUUGAGAGCUCUGGCAGAACCAUUGAUUUAAAAGUAGUCCACACUAAGUUAGGAGGUUAUCUGAAGUAAAUGAUCAAUUACUAACUACAGUUUAUUUUAAGUUACUUGAACUCUAGUGUAAGUGCUCUAUACUAAACAGACAUUUGUUAGCGCAACAUUUAUUUAUUAUUUUGUACAACAAUUUUCACUAUUUCAAUUUACUUAGUUUCUUUAAGGCAAUUGGUUUGCAUGCUUUUUUAAGUAAGGUUAACUAAUUAGAUUUUACAGUGUGGUCAUUUCCUGAGUCUUGUUGAGAAUCACAACAGGAGCCGCUGCUGCUGAAAAAAAUUAGUCAAAUGAGCAAUAGUUAUUGUUUUGUUAUUGUUUUUUUAUUAAUAUGUUAAUGAAUUACAAUUAAUUGAUUAAUGUAACUUUAUACAUUUGCUAUAAAGGUUGGUAAUAAUUUCUGUAUAAUAAAGUCUACUUUAAAAUAUUAUGACACAGGAAAUAUGUUUUUAUGAAUAAAAAGCAGAGUAAACAUUUUUUCUUUACUUUCAUGAUUCAAUAAACAGACUGUGAUCAAGUCAAUAAUCAAAAUUCAAUAAAUAUUUUACAUUA